Molecule: messenger RNA, 6546 nt
Organism: Pecten maximus
Lineage: Eukaryota; Metazoa; Mollusca; Bivalvia; Pectinida; Pectinidae
Product: Friend leukemia integration 1 transcription factor-like
Exons: 4
Coding region: 332-1489 (385 amino acids)
Biological process (GO): cell differentiation; regulation of transcription by RNA polymerase II
Cellular component (GO): nucleus
Molecular function (GO): DNA-binding transcription factor activity, RNA polymerase II-specific; sequence-specific DNA binding
Source: RefSeq, a predicted model, not a curated record
AUCAUAAAUACGUAAUAAAACAGCUGUUAGUUACACGGAGUGGCUUUUGAAUGUGUUUGGGGUGUAUCGGUGUACUCCACAGCCGUGCUGACAAGGUACUUGAGGGGUGAACGAGUGCAUGCAGAUCCUUUCCGGAGAAAAAGCAACAAAACAUAUUCCUGUCCGGUUAUUAUAUAGUAUCAGUGUGUAUCCCACUAAACACCUCUCCUGGAAGUCUUUGUUGUUCGGUCGGUACUGUUUAUCGCUUGGAUUUAUAACGCCGAAAUGUAUAUUGACUUUAUAGAUUUUCAUACAAGGAAACAAUGGAAAUACCCAAUAACAUAACGACGGUAUGCAGUACAAAGAUCGAUGGUCUCCAGAUAAUGGCUACUGCAGUGAACAAGAAUAUACGAUAACUGAAUCCCUGAUACUUCCUCGGCCUGCGUAUGAAAUGGGGGGUUGUGCGCAUGCUUGGACAGACGACUCCUCGAUGUUUCCGGUAACUAAUGUUUCCCCCGCCGCCCCAAACAUGACGAACGUUAUUCUACAAACCCAGGAGGGGGACAAGCGCGUUCCUCCUUCGUAUGCAGAACACAUGCAGCGGACUAGAAGCAGGUCAUUAAGUGCACCUCAAAUGAACUGUAGUGAUGACGUCACAUGUCAUAAUACCUCACAGCAAAUACAAUCUUCUGCAACUAUGCUUAAUGAUAUAAUGGAUUGCAUUUCGGAAGAUGGACAGUCCAGCAACGUUCCGGUAUUGAACGUUUCAAGCUACGACGAUUCUCACUUGCGGCAGCUAGCAUCACUUCUAGCAGGCGGUGGACAGGUGCAGUUGUGGCAAUUUCUCUUGGAACUAUUGACAGAUGGAGCGAACGACUGUUGCAUAAAGUGGGAGGGGCCUAACGGCGAGUUCCGCAUGACUGAUCCAGAGGAAGUUGCCAAGCGGUGGGGAAGUCGUAAAAACAAGCCUUCCAUGAAUUACGACAAAUUGAGCAGAGCUUUAAGGUACUACUACGACAAAAUGAUACUUACAAAGGUCCAAGGGAAAAGAUACACUUAUAAGUUCAACUUCAAAAUGAUUCUGGAAUCAAACAAGGCAAUAUCUGGAUCAGUUCCAACAUCCAUAGACUGGAAUUCCCGUAUUGGAAUGGGAAGUCGAUUCCUACAUCACAUGCAGUUCCGGGAUUCGGUCUCCUCCUUCUUGCCAAUUGAGCGGUACGUACAAGUUUCAUCUCGGUUUGAUCGCGGCUCACCGUAUCCGGUUACAGGAUUCAGGCCAAGAUAUCCGCAGAUGGUACAAUCGGAAGAAGAUAGCUUACCGCCGUCAGAAAUAUCCCAAUACUCAUCGGAUGGACAGGAAUCACCCACUGCUUCAGUUUCCUCACACUCUCAGCUCCAAAGACCACCGGCGUACGUCACAUUACAGUCUGAAAAUGAGUAUCGUCCGACCUGCGACUGCUAUCCGGCCUGUCUUUCCAGACAGAACACGAUGCCUUACGGUAACUAUUAGCAACUACUGGUGUCCACAAAAAAGCAUAUUGCCUUUGACAUAUUUAAUAUCAUGGGAAUUCUAUGCGGUGUUACAAGGAGGAAAAUUACCAUCAGUGUACAUUUGCCAUUGAAUUUUCCUACCAAUUCCAUGUCAAUUAAAUAUGCAUCAAGUCUUGAUCAGCUUCAUUUGUCACAAUCAUAUAGACUGAUACGCAUCACUGAUAAUGUUAAAUCGAUAAAAUACGCCCCUUUUUAUGCCAAGAGUGUUUCGUAAAAUAAGCAUACAUUUCCUUUGGAAAUUUGUAGCAUCAUUAACAUCGAUAGAAUACUUUGCAGCGAGUAAUGCCUAAUGGGCAAAAAAUGAUAAAAAAAAAACUUGUUUUAAUCAAUACAGAUUAUUUCAAAACAGAAUAUAGAGUUUCCUUUUCUAAAAUGUCAAAACAUCAGCUGAACAAGUAAUGUGAACGAUUAAGAUGCACAUAUGACUAUAUAUUAAUAGUUUACCAAUUUCCUUCAGGCUUUUGUUUUUGUUUUCGUGUUUUUGUGAUUAGAGUUAUGAUUAUGGGACCCGUCAACUAGUUCGGACGAAAUUGCCAAGCCAUGAUGAAUAAUCUAUUAAGGCAUUUGUUUUAAUAUAUACUUAUGAAUAUGCUAAUAACAUAGUAAUAUGUUAAAACGUUAAUAGUGAUGCGUACUAAUGGCUAUUUCCCCAAUAUUUCUUCUUUACUCAGAAUGGAAACAUUACUUAAAUUAUCAAUAACGUUUUGAUAAGAUAUUUCUCCAUGAAACAUCAAUAAGUUUCAAUUACCUUUAAAGAACUGUAUCCGCGAACAUUCGACAGGAAGGCUAUUUUGAUAAAAUAUUCCGUCAUACUCCCAAUCAGUUUCUAUAAGUACCAAACAACACAGCGGUAUGCAGAUAGUUGUUGUUUCCUUAAGUAAGGUAAUGGCAUUUUUGCCCACUACUAGAUAAGUAAUAUUUAUUCUAGAAGAGAAAGAAGCACAAAUGAAUUCUGCAUGUAUUGCUAUUUUCGUAGCUUAUUUGAUAUUGCAGUACCAAAGCUAAUUUUCUGCUACAAUGUGACUCAUGCAUGCAAAGUUCCAUCAUCGUGAACUCAAACAUAACUGAAAACUGAUUACGUGCAUAUUUAUACAACAGUGGAUGAUUCAGAAAAUAUUUAGAUUCGUGUUUAUACAAUGUAGAGAUUUGAAAACAAUAACGAAGAAUAUUUGUUUUCAGAUAUGAGGAAAUUUGCUUCUGACAAAUUCCUCAUGCUAUCAAUUAAUACAGAAUUACUAAACCUGUCAUAAAAUAUCUAGUGAUAUAUGCAGUCACUCACAAUCAAGUAAUUACAUAGUGUGGUAAGAAUGUCUUCUAAGCUGUCCAUACAGAGUUCUGUUGACGUAAAUAUUAUAGCGGUAAUAUCAUUUCAGUGAUUCGUGCACUGGAAGAGUUUCGCUAAAUUUUGUUUGCGCUAUUGUUAGUUUAUCUACAACAGUUUAUAUGACUAGCAUUGUUGGUUCACUGAUUUAUCAUUCCGCUAUUCCGUUUUUCUUUUGCGUUGAAAUUUGAGCACGGCAUUUUGAUUUAAAACAGUAAUAAAGUCGAUUAUGACUGUAAUAUAUUAACAACAUAGCUACCUUGUGUUUUGAUCCUCAUUAGGGAUAUACUUAAUGCAGAUUAUGAUACAUGAUUCCUUUAUGUGUUUUAGAAGUUAUCCAUUGUAUACAAUGGACUGAUUGUCGGAAAUAUUUACUAGCGGUUCUUAUGACUAAUAUGACGCCGUAAUAAUGAAUACUACGUACAUAUAAUGUAAACAAAAAAGUACAUAUUUAAGUGAUUAUCUUAUAUUUACUAUUGUUGUUUUAAAUACAUUCCGAACAAUAUGUAUACGCUAAUUAAUUGAUGUUUUAGGAGUUCCAUUUCAUAUUUGAAAAAUCAGAUGCAAAAAUAUAACGCUAAAAAAUAUAGUUUACAGUAUACUGUGGGGUUGAUAAUGUACCUAUUUAUAAUGCUUUUGAAUACCGAGAAUAAUUAACGAGGAAUAAUUUUCCUAUUAUACAAGCGGAAUAAAUGUAGUUUUAUCAAACAUAUAUAUGUUUUGUCUAUGAAAUGUACACGUUUCGAUGUUGUCUUGUGCAGUUUGCGUUCGACAUCUUAAUUGCUAUUAUGAUUCAAAAAUAUAUUACAGCUUUUUUUACAGUGAUUAACUGAUUAAUUCGAAAUGCAUUGAAUUGAUGGUUUGGGAUUGCGGCCAGUAAUUUGUAUGAUAAAAAUCAUCCACAUCUUCUAUUUUAUACACAUGUAGAUAAUAUAUUUUUAUACAAUUUUCGUGGAAGUUACGUAUUGUUUUUUCCGUUAUUCACGCAAAUGAAUUCAUAAAGAAGUAGUAUAUGAGUAUGGAAAAAUAAUCUAUUACAAGUCACGUAUCACAUUUUGAUAAUAUCAAUUGCUAAAAUUGGCCAUAACAACAAAACAUGUUGCUAGGUUUGCAACAGCAAUAUGUGUUAUUUGUUAAUUGAACUUUUUUCGUCAAAUAUGUUUCAAAAUCAUAAUAUUUUAGCUGCUCAAUAUUGACUUAGAAUAUAUGAUGUGACGUCAUUUGUUGUAGUUUUGAUUUGAUGUAUUUUUAAUAUGGUUUGCCACGGUUCGCAGUACAGUCAUCUUCGCACAUAAAUAAUGUACAAUGUGAAAGUGCUCUUCAAUACAAAUCAAGUGUUUGGUAUAACAGAGCAGGAAAUGAAUCAAACUGCAUCUUACAUCUGUUUUGUCCUUAUAGGACUCGACAGUGAUGUUAAGAACACCUUACAUCUAUUUUGUCCUUCUGGGACACGCCUGUGAUGUUAGGGAGAUAUUUCACUUAUUUUGUCCUUCUAGGACUCACCAGUUGUGUUAGGGCCACCUUACAUCUGUUUUGUCCUUCUUGGACUGAUCAGUGAUGUUAGGGACGCCUCAACUCUAUUUCGUCCUUCUAGGACUCGCCAGGUAUGCUUAAAUUCCUCGGAGACACCCGUAAAACUAAAAUAAAUUGGAAAAAAUUCAAAAUCUUUUCGGAGAUGUUUCAAAGACCAACAGUUACAUGUAUAUCAUCAAAUUUUUAUAUCGGUUUUAAAUAUAGCGUUUUGUUCCUGUGUAUAUUCGUUUUGAUAUAUUUAAACGUGUCAAUCAGAUUAAAGCAAACUCCGGGGACCUAAGUCCACUAGUAGAGCCAAAUUAUUAUGAAAAAGACUACCUUAUAUUCGAACAUAUUAUACAUCUUCGGGAUUCCUAAGAUUCUUUUUUCCCAAAUUCGUGAUUUUUGAUUCAUUAGACAGUGAUCAUAAUAAAGUUUAACUGUUUUGAUUUUCUUUUUCGAAUUUGACUGUAGAUGCUUUCAUUACACGAUGAGUGGUAUAAUAAGAAUGUAGUAUAUUCAAUUUUGUAACAUAUACAUUGAUCAGACCAGUUCAAACUUGUUUUUAUAGAUUUGUCAUAUGUCUUAAUCUACAUAUUUAUUUUGUAUGUUGACUAAUGUGAUACAAUGAACUUGUUUAUGUGACUUUAAAGCACGUUAACUGUAAUGUUUUUCUUAAUACCUUAACAUUUCACAAAACAAUGAAGAAAAAGAAAUGUAUUGUUCAUGUAAGUUAUCAAAUGUAUCUAACUUUGAUUUUAUUAUUUCUAUAUUCAAAAUUUUAAUUAAAUUUUUCUCCCCUAAUGAGCGAUGAUAAAAUAUCGCUUUAAAAUAUAAUUCUUUACCGAUAUAAAUAAUGAUAAAUUGUACUAGAAAAAUGGAUUUGAUAAUAAAAUGAAAACGUUUCUUGUAAUAUUUGCUUCAAGGCAUUUAACAAUGACGUGCAAUGAGGCAAACAUACAUACAAAGGGGACGCGUGUUUGGAAGGGUUGUAAAGCUACUAUUAUUACGUCAAUUAGCGAAUUGUUACCAAAAUACAAAAAAUCGAUAUAUGUUUUUCGAAUAAUUAUCAAUUUGGUGACAAAAACUCGUAACAAUCAAGAUAUAGUUACAAUCAAAACACACAAUGUGACCCGUCUCAAGAAAUAUUGUUUUAAGUUAAGUGCCACUGCACGUUUCCGAUUUAUUGUACUGGCAUUUCCUACCAACCAACUGUAUAAUAUGAAGCAAUUUCUGCCAGAAAGAACAAUGUAGUGUUACGAUAAUGGUGAUAGAUGAGUACAAUGUUUUAUGUUAAAUGAUUUUGAAAUGUCGCAUGGUUUUGAUAUGACCGAUAUCUAUUUAAUCUUUUGUACAAACUCAGCAUGUUGCCGGGCACCUUUUUCUCAAUAAUAACAAUUUUAUCACCAACAACUUUAGUCAUAGACAUUCCAAUGCCAAAAGUAGUAUCAGCCAAGAUUUGUUACCACAAUUAAUUAUUGGGUGGAAAGGGAGGCAAUUCCAACAUGAUAUUGACAUGACAUUAUUAAUAGCAUUCCAACUAUUAUGCAUAUCAUAAUUCAUACUUAUUUUUAAUGAGCAAGUUAUUCCUUAGGUGCUUUAACUAAUAUAUGAUAUAUAUGUAUAUUAAUAUUCCUAAAUGUUUGCAUCAUGAAUUAAAAACACACUUUAAGUGUCGCGAAAAAAAUACAAGCAUUUAAUUUGUGUUAGCAAUGUGACAUCAUUUUUAUUUCACAAGAACUCGAAACAUUAUCGUUGCCAAAAUGAUAUUCAUCAAUUUCAAAAAGGUAAACAUUAAUUACUUUCAAACGUCACGAGAAUUCGUCAGACCUAGUAAUGUUUUACAAUAGUAGUACCUAUAUACUUAAUAUGAUGUAUAUGAUGGAUGUUUUUAAUCAUAAUAUUAAAAAAAAACAAAAAAAACACACUGUUACAUUCCCAAAAGUGAGACACUGUCAAAAUCUAAAAUCAGUUUCACAUAAGAUCUCGGUAGAAUAGUGAUUUAGGUAUGUGUUUGUUUUGUGAUUGUUACAGUGAAUAUUCAACAGUGUAGUGUAAAAUACUUAAUUAUUAGAUGGAUAAACAUUUCAUGUGAAAACGACGAUGUCUUAUAGAGUAUUGUUCGUUGUAAUGUGUUAUGAUGACAUUAUGUUUGUUCAAAAAUAAAAUAUUUUAUAAAAUUA